Molecule: messenger RNA, 1848 nt
Organism: Aureobasidium namibiae CBS 147.97
Lineage: Eukaryota; Fungi; Ascomycota; Dothideomycetes; Dothideales; Saccotheciaceae
Product: tricorn protease domain 2-containing protein
Exons: 2
Coding region: 1-1848 (615 amino acids)
Biological process (GO): positive regulation of actin filament depolymerization; actin filament depolymerization
Cellular component (GO): cortical actin cytoskeleton
Molecular function (GO): actin filament binding
Source: RefSeq, a predicted model, not a curated record
AUGUCGAUUAAAGCAGACGGCAUCUGGGCCGCUUCACCAUCCACAACCCGAGGCCAAUCGACUCCCCUUAGUUCCAGCUCCGAUGGCCAGUCAAUAGCCUACGCCGCCAACAAGUCCAUUUUCGUUCGCAACAUCGACGACCCGAGUAUUGCAAGACAAUACACGGACCAUAUCACUCAGACCACCGUUGCUCGUUUCUCUCCCAGUGGCUUCUACGUAGCCAGCGGUGAUGUCUCGGGUACCGUACGUGUGUGGGACUGCAAGGGUGAAGGUGCCACCAAGGGAGAAUACCACAUCAUUGCUGGUCGCAUCAACGACAUUGCCUGGGAUGGCGACUCGCAGCGUAUCAUCGCCGUGGGUGAUGGUAAAGAGCGCUUCGGUCACUGCAUUACCGCAGACAGCGGAAACAGCGUAGGAGAGAUCUCAGGACACAGCUCUCAGAUCAACUCCGUGUCCAUCCGCCAACAGCGUCCUCUGCGUGCUGCCACUGGUUCCGACGACACUAGCUUAGUCUUCUACCAUGGCGCUCCAUUCAAGUUCAACACCAGUAUUCGCGGGAAGCACGACAAGUUCAUCUAUGGCACUGCAUUCAGCCCUGAUGGUGCCUCCCUAGUCAGUGUGGGCAGUGAUAGGAAAAUCUGGUUAUACGACGGCAAGACUGGUGAGGCCAAGAACCAGAUCGGUGAGGGCGAGCACAAGGGCAGCAUUUUUGGUGUCUCAUGGGCCAAGGACUCGAAGAAGCUCGUCACUGCCAGUGCUGAUCAGACUGUGAAGAUCUGGGACGUCGAGGCUGCCAAAUGUGUUCAGACCUGGCGCAUGGGCGAGGAGGGCUCAGUGAGCAUUGCCAACCAACAAGUCGGUGUCACCUGGCCCAGCGGACGUAGUGACGGGCUCGUUAUCAGUGUCGAUUUGGAUGGCAACCUCAACUACCUUCAAGAAGGCAAUGACAAGCCUGUGCGUGUCGUUCACGGCCACCAAAAAGCGAUCACAGCUGCUGGGUACACUCCAGGAGAGAAGACCCUCUGGACUGGAAGUUACGACGGCCGCGUACGUGCUUGGGAUAUAUCCACUGCAGAGGCUAAGAACGUGGAUGGCGAGUCGCCCAAGAACUAUGUCAGCGCUUUUGCGCCAUCAGAAAGCGAUGGCCGUAUCUACUCCGUCUCCUGGGAUGACACUCUAAGAACCAUUGAUGCUUCUACGCAUUCCUUCACUGGCUCUUCCAGCAAGACCGACGGUCAACCCAAAAGCGUUGCCGUCGCUAGCUCAGGUUCGAAGCCUGUAACUUUGGUGGCCACCAGCUCCGCCAUUACCCUCUACAAGGACAACGAACAGGUUGGAUCUCUGCCUGUCUCAUUCACACCUACCAGCAUCGCUGCCAAGGGUGAUAUCGUUGCUGUCGGUGCAGAAGACAAGAUCGUUCGCAUCUAUACUCUCUCAGGAACAUCCCUCUCUGCUGCUGCUGAGAUACGUGAUGCCACAGCGGCCAUCUCGACUCUUGCCUUCUCUCCUGCUUCAACGUGUCGUCUCGCUGUUGGUCUUAGCAACGGCAAGAUCUACGCCUACACCUCAUCCUCACCUUCAGAAUGGACGCUGACCACCAACCGCUGGUCUGCCCACACUGCUCGUGUGACCUGUAUCACUUGGUCUCCCGACGGUGACAAGGCAGCCAGCGGUGGUCUUGACACAAACAUCUUCGUUUGGAGUCUGACUGACCCAGGCAAGCGUGUGAAGGCCAUGAAUGCUCACAAGGAUGGUGUGGGCGGUAUCGCCUGGGCGGAGUCCACCAAGGUCAUCAGCUCUGGAGCCGAUGCUGCUGUCAAGGUCUGGAAGGUUGAGAACGUGCAAUAG